Molecule: messenger RNA, 1152 nt
Organism: Leishmania mexicana MHOM/GT/2001/U1103
Lineage: Eukaryota; Euglenozoa; Kinetoplastea; Trypanosomatida; Trypanosomatidae
Product: putative protein kinase
Exons: 1
Coding region: 1-1152 (383 amino acids)
Biological process (GO): protein phosphorylation
Molecular function (GO): protein kinase activity; ATP binding
Source: RefSeq, a predicted model, not a curated record
AUGGAUAUUGCAGCCGACUUUGCCCGUCGCGGGCUGCGCUUUGUCGGCUUCCUUGGAUGCGGCGCUUUCGGGGACACGUAUGUUGUUCGGGAUGCAAACGACACCUGCUUUGUUGUGAAGCGUUCAAAGUCGCUGGUGAAGCAAUCCGGCUUUCUCGAGGAGUAUCUCGGAAUGAUGAAUCUUUGCAGUCUCAAUGUCGUAACGUCCCACGACGCAUGGAUCGACCGCGAGAGCCGCGUUUGUAUUCUCAUGGACUAUUGCGACGCCGGGGAUCUUGGUGACUACCUGAAAAAGGACUACCCCUUGCCGGAGGAGGAGGUGCUUAAUAUUAUUGCUCAACUCCUCCUCGGGCUUGAUCACAUACACAAGAGAAACAGAGUGCACCGUGACAUAAAACCGGAAAACAUAUUCCUCUCAUCGGCGAGGGCAGGCGGCGGUAGGUGGCCGGUGGCAAAGCUCGGUGAUUUCGGAUCGGUGAAGCGCCUUUCGCGGUGUGGUGCGCGCGUCGUUUCGCGUGUCGGCACCCCGCUUUACCUAGCGCCAGAGAUUAUUGCGGGCUACGCCUACACAUCGAAGGCAGAUAUUUGGAGCAUGGGGCUUGUUGUGUAUCGUAUGAUGGUGAACGAUUCACCGUUUAAGGUCACCAGUGUGGACACUCACACAAGAUGUGUCCUUAGGCUUUCCCCUCCUCACCCUAGCACGCUGAGUGGGUACAGCCGAGCGCUUGGGGACUGCGUGAUGGCAAUGCUGAGCAGAAACUGGAAGCGCCGACCUAACGCGCAAGCACUACUGAGUUGUGAUUUGUUUCAACCAACGUUGCUGCGGCAUCUUUGGAUACCCGCGCUGCCACACGUAUCUGCGUGCCUGUUUGUGCAACUGCGGUCGUCACUGCUCGUGGUCUAUGCGGCACCGAAUGAGUGUGCCCAAACUCUACGCACCCUCGAAUUCGGCGAUCAAGUAUACCUUUCUUCUCCAAAGGAUCACUCGCACCAUGGCGUAUGGUUGGAGGUGUUGUACCCGUUUGCCGGGUUUAUCCGCAAUACGGGUACGGGGGAGCCUCUUUUUGACUGGUAUGCUUCCGAUGAGUGCACUGCCAGCAUCGGUAGCCCGAUCCAGUAUCCUGGAUCGGGCAGGGAAGCAUGUGUGUCGUAA